GGCUUCAGGCCUGUGAAGGGUUAAGCGAACCACACCCUCAGCGGGAACAGCCUCGGACUUUGUGCUGAGCAGCCAUCUCUGGCUUCUGGCUUGACCGACACCAGGAGCCCCGGCUGGAGGAGGCAGCACAGACAAGGUCAGAACGGGUGGACACUGGCAAGAGGAGGGCAGCUUCUUUCCUGGCCUCUCAACACCAUGGACAGCUCCUGUUAAAGGCACCUCUCCACCUUUGGGGCGGGCAUCCUGUGCCCCUUCCUGUUGAAUCGGGCUUUCAUCCACCGUCCUCCAAGGAACAGUGAAGCUACAGCCUCGUUCCAGUGUUGGGACCAGCUCCUCAACAUGACUCUCCUGGAAGGUUCCGUAGGGGUGGAGGAUCUCGUGCUCCUGGAACCCCUGGAGGAAGAGUCUAUGCUCAAGAACCUCCAGCUACGCUAUGAGAACAAGGAGAUUUAUACCUACAUUGGGAACGUGUUGGUUUCCGUGAAUCCCUACCAACAGCUGCCCAUCUAUGGCCCAGAGUUCAUUGCCAAAUACCAGGAAUGUACCUUCUAUGAGCUGAAGCCCCAUAUCUAUGCAUUGGCAAACGUGGCGUACCAGUCACUGAAGUUCCGGGACCGAGACCAGUGCAUCCUCAUCACCGGGGAGAGUGGAGCCGGGAAGACGGAGGCUAGUAAGCUGGUGAUGUCUUAUGUGGCGGCCGUCUGCGGGAAAGGGGAACAGGUGAACUCUGUGAAGGAGCAACUGCUUCAGUCAAACCCAGUGCUGGAGGCUUUUGGCAAUGCCAAGACCAUCCGCAACAACAACUCCUCUCGAUUUGGAAAGUACAUGGAUAUUGAAUUUGACUUCAAGGGAUCCCCCCUCGGUGGCGUCAUCACAAACUAUCUGCUGGAGAAAUCCCGCGUGGUGAAGCAGCUCAAAGGAGAAAGGAACUUCCACAUCUUCUAUCAGCUCCUGGCUGGAGCAGAUGCACAGCUGCUGACGGCGCUGAAGCUGGAGCGGGAUACAGGUGGCUAUGCCUAUCUGAACCGAGAAGUGUCCAGAGUGGAUGGCAUGGACGACGCCUCCAACUUCAAGUCUGUGCAGAGUGCAAUGACUGUGAUUGGGUUCUCCGAGGAGGAGAUUCGAUGGGUGCUAGAGGUGACAGCCCUGGUGCUGAAGCUGGGGAAUGUGAAGCUGUCAGACGAAUUCCAGGCCAAUGGGAUACCAGCAAGUGGCAUCUCUGAUACGAGAGGUGUUCGGGAGAUUGGGGAAAUGAUGGGUUUGGAUUCAAAGGAACUAGAGAGAGCUUUGUGCUCAAGGACCAUGGCAACUGCUAAAGAAAAGGUGGUCACUGCACUGAACGUUGUUCAGGCUCAGUAUGCCCGGGAUGCUCUGGCUAAGAACAUCUACAGCCGUCUCUUCAACUGGAUAGUGAAUCGAAUCAAUGAGAGUAUCAAGGUGGGCACUGGGGAGAAGAAGAAGGUAAUGGGGGUCCUGGAUAUCUAUGGCUUUGAAAUAUUAGAGGACAAUAGCUUUGAGCAGUUUGUGAUCAACUACUGCAAUGAGAAGCUACAGCAGGUGUUUAUAGAGCUAACACUGAAAGAGGAGCAAGAGGAAUAUAACAGAGAGGGCAUACCGUGGAAAAAGGUGGACUACUUUGAUAAUGGCAUUAUCUGUAACCUUAUUGAGCAUAAUCAGCGAGGUAUCCUGGCCAUGCUGGACGAGGAGUGCCUGCGGCCCGGGGUGGUCAGUGACUCCACUUUCCUAGCAAAGCUGAACCAGCUCUUCUCCAAGCAUAGUCACUACGAGAGCAAAGUCACCCAGAACGCCCAGCGCCAGUAUGACCACACCAUGGGUCUCAGCUGCUUCCGCAUCUGCCACUACGCGGGCAAGGUGACAUAUAAUGUGAACAGCUUCAUUGACAAGAAUAACGACCUACUCUUCCGGGACUUGUCCCAGGCCAUGUGGAAGGCCAAGCACCCACUCCUUCGGUCCUUGUUCCCUGAGGGUGAUCCUAAGCAGGCAUCUCUCAAACGCCCCCCAACUGCUGGGGCCCAGUUUAAGAGUUCUGUGGCCAUACUCAUGAAGAACCUGUAUUCCAAGAACCCCAACUACAUCAGGUGUAUCAAGCCCAAUGAGCAUCAGCAGCGAGGUCAGUUCUCCCGGGAGCUGGUGGCAACCCAGGCUCGGUACCUGGGACUGCUAGAGAACGUGCGUGUGCGCCGGGCGGGCUACGCCUUCCGCCAGGGCUACAGGCCCUUCCUGGAAAGGUACCGAUUGCUGAGCCGGAGCACGUGGCCUCGCUGGAAUGGGGGAGACCGGGAGGGGGUGGAGAAGAUCCUGGGGGAGCUGAGCGUCUGCACCUCAGAGGAGGUGACCUUUGGGAAGACAAAGAUCUUCAUUAAAAGCCCCAAGACUCUUUUCUACCUGGAGGAGCAGAGACGCCUUAGAAUCCAGCAGCUGGCCACACUCAUACAGAAGAUCUACCGAGGCUGGCGCUGCCGCACCCACUACCAGCAGAUGCGCAAGAGUCAGAUCCUCAUUUCCUCUUGGUUUCGGGGCACCAUGCAAAAGAAGCGCUAUGGGAAGAUGAAGGCGUCAGUCUUGUUGAUCCAGGCUUUUGUGAGAGGGUGGAAGGCCCGCAAGGAUUAUCGAAAAUACUUCCGGUCAGGGGCUGCUCUCACCUUGUCAAGUUUCAUCUACAAGAGCCUAGCACAGAAAUUCCUACUGGGGCUGAAGAACAACUUGCCAUCUACCAGUAUCUUGGACAAGAAGUGGCCAGCAGCCCCUUAUAAGUGCUUCACCACAGCCAAUCAGGAGCUGCAGCGGCUCUACCACCAGUGGAAGUGCAAGAAGUUCCGGGACCAGCUGUCCCCAAAGCAGGUAGAGGUCCUGAGGGAGAAGCUCUGCGCCAGCGAGCUGUUCAAGGGCAAGAAGGCUGCAUACCCCCCGAGUGUUCCUGUUCCCUUCCAUGGUGACUACAUUGGGCUGCGAGGGAACCCCAAGCUGCAGAAGCUGACGGGCAGGGAGGAAGGGCCCGUUCUGAUGGCAGAGACUGUGAGGAAGGUCAAUCGUGGCAACGGCAAGACUUCCUCUCGAAUUCUACUCCUGACCAAGGGGCAUGUGAUUCUCACAGACUCCAAGAAGACCCAGGCCAAAACUGUCAUUGGGCUGGAAAGUGUGGCCGGGGUGUCAGUCACCAGCUUCCAGGAUGGGCUUUUUGGCUUGCAUCUGAGUGAGAUAUCAUCAGUGGGAUCCAAGGGGGACUUCCUGUUGGUCAGCGAGCAUGUGGUGGAACUGCUGACCAAAAUGUACCGAGCUGUGCUGGACACCACGCAGAGGCAGCUUCCAAUCGCCGUGGCUGAGCAGUUCUCAGUGAAGUUCAAGGAGAGCAGUGUGACUGUCAGGGUCACCCAGGGGCCGAGGGGUAGUGGGAAUGGCAAGCUCGGCUGCAAGAAGAAGGGGAGUCAUGGCCUGGAAGUGACUGUAUAGUGAGGAGGUGGCAGGUUCUCCCUCCUGGACCAGCCCCACCCUCCCACCUCUGUGGGAGGAGCUCAUCUUCAACCCUCUGAUCAGGGGUGGUGCUCGGAGCCUGAAGAACCCUUGAAGAGGACCUUUCUUCUCCCAGACCAUCCCAGUCCUUUCUCCAAACUUCCUCCCACCCUCAGCCUCUCUGCCCACUAAUAAAACAAGUGACUUCGCAAAGCGUGGGUUAAUCUUGCUCUUGGAGCACAAGCCACGUGUUCUGGCACCGCCUGCACUGAGCUGAGAUAGGACCCAGGGUGAGGGGCUGUGUCCUGAGCGGGGGUAUCUCUGGCCAGUCUUCUUCCACCCCCAGCACCUCCCUCCUUCCCUGACUUCUCAGAAUCAGACUGAGGAGAUCCCCUGUGACUGAGGGGGUGGUGACCGCAGCCUGACCGCCCCCGUUCUCGGCUCAUCUCCUGCUCCCAGGGCCCAAAUUGUCGCCACUUUUCCAGUGAAGUGUCUGGUCAUUUUCAGAGGCAAUUUCAGGAGAAUAUGCAGCUGCUGCUGUUUACCCCGCUUUUCCUGUCCCUGGGGCUGAAGGCGCUGUCAGCCCCCUGGGCUGGGGGUGAGGGUGUGGGAGGGACCAGGAUCCUGCCCUCCCUCUGUCCCCCCCUCAAUCAGGUGGAUGGAUGCUAGUUUGAGGGAUGGAGGGGUUCCUCUCCUUUCCUCUCCACCUCUUCCUCUCUUCUGCCUCUGCCUCUUCUUUUGUGGAGCCCAGGAGUGUGUUUCCCUCCUCUGACGGCGAGAGGGGCUCAGUUUCCCCCUGUGUCGGAGGCUCAAAUUGACCCUCGUGAUGGGAGAACCUGGAGUUCUGCAGCCCUGAGCCCACCCGUUCUGCCAGCCCAGCAUUCUCAGUCUAAUUUGUUUCCGCCUCUGAGGGGCACUAACUUUCCUGGCAUUCCCCAGGACUCCUUUCCAGCAUCUCACAGCUCACACCGGCUCUCCCACAGCCUCUGCUCACCACUUCUUCCCAGGCUCUGAGGGGCUCUGCGAGAUCCUCGCUCUGUGGGGGCCUCCCAGCUGUCUCCUGGCUGCAGAGCUCCGUUCUUCACUGGUAUCUCCAGCCAGUGCCACCUACGGCCUGGCCCCUCAGCCCCGCCCGAAGCACCCCUCCAGGGUGUGGCACCGGUGUGCAUGUGGUGGACGUAGGCAGGUCCCUUGGUACAGGAGCACAUGCUGAGCUGGCUCCACCUCUACCCCCGGGAACAGCGAACAGUGACUAACCUGCCUCAUCUCUGCUCAGCUGUUCACACCUUUUCCUGGCCUCACCCUCAGCGCUGCCCAGCAGCGAGGGAGGGAACAGCAGAGGGAGGACAUGCUUGGGACCCUGCCCUCCAGGCCAGUAACAGCAUCUGAGAUGGGGCUCAAAUAAAGAGUUGGUGGUCAAAGGAAAAGACACCUCUGUGCUCUGUAGCUGCCUCGCCACUUCACAUGCCACUGGCAGGUGAUUUGUGAGCAAAAUGGAGCCUUGCCUGCCCUGAGCAUCUGAAAGAGCGAAGAAACAAAAUGGAGUCACCAUAGCCAAGUUAACAAAAUUACUUAAAUCAGAAUGGGCUGAAGCAUGAGGAGUAGGUUUUGUUUUAUUUUGACUAGCCUGAGAACAAACAUUUCAGUGGUGCAUCCAUGCCUGGAGAUAUAAAAGUCCCUAUAGACCACCCUCUGAAGAGCUUAGGAAGUUCCCAUGUCCAGACCACCUGCUACCCCUUAUCUAGACCAGGGACACCUGGAGGGUUACUGUCUUGGGCCAAUCCAGAGGCUGAGCGUGCAGAACUGGUUCUUCUCAAGAAUGUGCUUUUUACUGUAAGAACUCGCCACUUUUUCCCUCGGAACACUCUGGGUGUUAAACUGGAAGUGUUUUGUUUUGUUCCUCUCCAAUUUGCCAUCUUAAGACCCUUGAAUAAAACGUUUCAUCUAAUUCUAGCAAA
Molecule: messenger RNA, 5429 nt
Organism: Myotis daubentonii (Daubenton's bat)
Lineage: Eukaryota; Metazoa; Chordata; Mammalia; Chiroptera; Vespertilionidae
Gene: MYO1A
Product: myosin IA
Biological process (GO): sensory perception of sound; actin filament organization; endocytosis
Cellular component (GO): brush border; microvillus; myosin complex
Molecular function (GO): microfilament motor activity; actin filament binding; ATP binding
Source: RefSeq, a predicted model, not a curated record